CUCAGGACGUUACUACAGGAACCACUCUGGAUGUUACUCAAGAUGUUGGCAUUAUUGCUCAAGAUGUUAUUGGUGGAACUACUCUAGAUGGUCUUUGCAGAACCGCUCAAGAUGUUAUUAGUAGAACCAAUCAAGAUUUUACAGCUGAAACCACAAUCGAAGAGAUGACUGGAACUUCUAGGAAUGUUAUUGCUGGACUCACUCUGGAUGGUCUUGGUCAAACAACUCAAGAUGUUAUUGCUGGGACAACUCUGGAUGUUAUGACUGGAACCACUCAGGAAGUUGAAACAGGAACCACUCAGGAUUUUAUUUCCCAAGGAAGACUUCCUAAUGUUCUAAAACCAGCUGAAGAUAGUCUAGAUGAUAUAGCAGAACAGAUAUCUUUUACUGAAUGUGAGGAUGUUCUUGUCAGAAAAUCUUUUGAUCGAACAGCUUAUGUUAAAACCCAUGCCACAAAAACCAGUGAUUCUCUUGAAAUAAUGUCUUCUGAUCUAGAUGAUGACGACAAUGAUCCUGACUAUGAGAAUGAUUCUGAUGUUGUGUCUGAUAGUGAUUGUUCAGAUGAAAUUCCAUGCCAGGAUUACAAUAUAAUGACAGUUUUAGGGAGCAAUAAUACAAAUGAUUCUUUAAACAGAACGAGAAAAUCUACCAUAUUGACUGAAAAAGCGUUUGGGUUUCAGAAACGAAGAGGAAUCAAGGAAGGAUGUCAGCGGACCUACGACAAAAUGAAUUAUUGUACCUUUUGUGGAAAAGGUAUUCGGUCCAAAAUGUCACGCCAUUUAUUAACAGUCCAUGGUGAUGAGGUGCGUGUAAGAGGCAUAAGACAUUUACCUAAACGAUCUAAAAGACGUAUGGCUGACUUGGAAAUACUAGCUAAUGAGGGGAAUUUUAAACACAAUGUUGAAGUUAUAAAGAAUCAGAAAGGACAUAUCGUCAUUGCCCGAAGAAGUUUAAAGGAGGAUAUGCAUGAACCAAAAGAUUUUAUUCCAUGUGAAUUUUGCAAAAAAUUCAUUCUUAACAAGAAUUUAUGGCACCAUAGAAGAAACUGUUUAGUUUGGAAAGAGUAUCAUUCUAAAAGUUUAGAAACUGGUGAAAAUGAGCUGUCAAAUUACGCCAGGAGAGGCAGGCAUCUUUUAAAUAGUGCCUUGUUUCAAGAAGAUACAAAUAAACUUGAAGAAUUAUUCACCCGCAUGAAUGAUGACGAAGUGAAAUGCAUAGUAACCGGAGAUAGACUUAUUAAAAGAUUUUUACAAUUAAAGAUGGAAUCGUUAGGAGACAAAGAAGAUCAGAAGAACCAUGAUAUCAAUAGAGUAAGCCAGGGGGGCAGGACUUUAGGAAGAUUAGUCCUAGAGGCUAGGAAACGAAGACCUGCUGAAAUGUUGUCACUAGAUGGAUUACUUAAACCAGAAUAUUUUGACCUUGUUGUUGAGUGCACCAAGUCCAUGGCCAUGCAUACCGAGAAAGAUAAACCAGCCUUAACAUUGGGUAGACUUGUUGGUAACCUGUUGGGUCAUUCAAUUCAAAUUAAAAUUGGAGAUUCUCUUAGGGAAAACAAUGAAACUAAAAAUCAGGAAGCAAACAACUUCCAUAAAAUAUUUGGAUCUGAAUGGCUUUGCCGUGUCAAUUCAUUUUUCACAAAGAAAAUAAAUUCAGAAAAAAGAAAUAAGCUACAGAUAAUUCCACUCACAGAAGACCUCCAGAAACUUAGAUUAUACAUUCUAGAUCAAAUCAAGGAAGCUAUUUCCAAUUUACAGAGCUCCCCCAAACAAACUAACUGGACAAGGUUAGCACAACUGACCCUGGCACGGCUUAUACUAUUCAACAAACGCAGGACAGCAGAGGUAACUGAAUUGAAAAUGUCAGAUUAUGAAGGAAGGCCAAGAUGGAGUGAGGAUACCAACAGGGAAAUAGACCUAACAUUGUCAGAAUGUGAUAAAUUACUUAUGAAAAGAAUGGAUAUGGUAAUUUCUGCUGGAAAAUCCAGGAAAAAUGUGAAUGCCUUUGUUUUGAUACCGCCUGAAUGUAAAAGAGCAAUUGAUUUGCUGAUCAGCUCCAGAUCUGCAGUAGGUGUGAGAAGCACUAAUCCUUACAUCUUUUCACGAAUGAACAGCGAUACUCCACUGUCAGGAUAUAUGGAAAUAAAAGAUUUAGCAGAAGCAUGCCCUGGCAUAAAGUACAGCGAAAGAAUAAGUUCAAGAGCAAUCCGCAAAUAUGCUGCAACUGUUUCACAGGUUUUAGAUAUGACGGAUAAAGAAGUGGAAAUUUUAGCGACCCAUCUUGGUCACGACGUAAAAACCCAUAAGGAGUUUUACCGAUUGGCAAACAGUACAAUUGAGCUUUCGAAGGUAUCCCAAAUGAUGUUGGCUAUGGAGGCUGGUGAUAUGUAUAAAUUUAAAGGAAAGAAGUUGAAAGAUAUAGAUGUUUCAUACUUGACAAAUUUUGAAGAAGAAGAUAUUGAUAUCAAUGAUGAUGUAGAGGAACUGACAACUAAUACUGGUCCAUCUGAUAUAGCACUAACAAGCAAAACUGAAGUUACCAAAGAAUCCAGUAUAAUUCUGUAUUACACGAAAUGA
Messenger RNA from Patella vulgata (common limpet), 2573 nucleotides. RefSeq lists its product as uncharacterized. The transcript has 5 exons. The record is from RefSeq and is a predicted model, not a curated record. The coding region runs from base 165 to 2573 and encodes 802 amino acids. Lineage: Eukaryota; Metazoa; Mollusca; Gastropoda; Patellidae. Gene Ontology annotation, molecular function: DNA binding.